GCGGCCGGGGGACCGGUCGGGCCGGGACCAAGGGCACCAUGUCGUCCGGGGCCAAGGAGGGGGGCGGGGGCUCCCCUGCCUACCACCUCCCCCACCCACACCCACACCCACCCCAGCACGCCCAAUAUGUGGGCCCCUAUCGGCUGGAGAAGACGCUGGGCAAAGGACAGACAGGGCUGGUCAAACUUGGGGUCCACUGCAUCACUGGUCAGAAGGUCGCCAUCAAGAUCGUGAACCGGGAGAAGCUGUCGGAGUCGGUGCUGAUGAAGGUGGAGCGGGAGAUCGCCAUCCUGAAGCUCAUCGAACACCCGCACGUUCUCAAGCUCCACGACGUCUACGAGAACAAGAAAUAUUUGUACCUGGUCCUGGAGCACGUCUCUGGAGGUGAGCUCUUCGACUACCUGGUGAAGAAGGGGAGACUGACACCCAAGGAGGCCCGGAAGUUCUUCCGACAGAUCGUGUCAGCUCUGGACUUCUGCCACAGCUACUCCAUCUGCCACAGAGACCUGAAGCCCGAGAACCUGCUCCUGGAUGAGAAGAACAACAUCCGCAUCGCCGACUUCGGCAUGGCGUCCCUGCAGGUGGGGGACAGCCUCCUGGAGACGAGCUGUGGGUCGCCCCAUUACGCGUGCCCAGAGGUGAUCAAGGGCGAGAAGUACGACGGCCGCCGGGCAGACAUGUGGAGCUGUGGGGUCAUCCUCUUCGCCCUGCUCGUGGGGGCGCUGCCCUUCGACGACGACAACCUGCGGCAGUUGCUGGAGAAGGUCAAGCGCGGCGUCUUCCACAUGCCGCACUUCAUCCCGCCCGACUGCCAGAGCCUGCUGCGCGGCAUGAUCGAGGUGGAGCCCGAGAAGAGGCUCAGCCUGGAGCAAAUUCAGAAACAUCCGUGGUACCUGGGCGGGAAACACGAGCCGGACCCGUGCCUGGAGCCGGCCCCCGGCCGCCGGGUGGCCAUGCGGAGUCUGCCGUCCAACGGGGAGCUGGACCCGGACGUGCUGGAGAGCAUGGCGUCGCUGGGCUGCUUCCGGGACCGCGAGCGGCUGCACCGCGAGCUGCGCAGCGAGGAGGAGAACCAAGAAAAGAUGAUCUAUUACCUGCUUUUGGACCGGAAGGAGCGGUAUCCCAGCUGCGAGGACCAGGAUCUGCCUCCCCGGAACGAUAUUGACCCGCCCCGGAAGCGCGUGGACUCCCCCAUGCUCAGCCGGCACGGGAAGCGGCGGCCAGAACGCAAGUCCAUGGAGGUCCUGAGCGUCACGGACGCGGGCGGAGGCGGCUCCCCGGUGCCCACGCGCCGGGCCCUGGAGAUGGCUCAGCACAGCCAGAGAUCCCGCAGCGUCAGUGGGGCGUCCACCGGCCUGUCCUCCAGCCCUCUGAGCAGCCCAAGGAGUCCUGUCUUUUCCUUUUCGCCGGAACCCGGGGCUGGAGACGAGGCCCGAGGCGGGGGCUCCCCGACUUCCAAAACGCAGACGCUGCCUUCUCGGGGCCCCAGGGGCGGGGGCGCCGGGGAGCAGCCCCCGCCCCCAAGCGCCCGCUCCACACCCCUGCCCGGCCCUCCAGGCUCCCCGCGCUCCUCGGGGGGCACCCCCUUGCACUCGCCUCUGCACACGCCCCGAGCCAGUCCAACCGGGACCCCCGGGACAACACCGCCCCCCAGCCCAGGCGGCGGCGUCGGGGGAGCCGCCUGGAGGAGUCGUCUCAACUCCAUCCGGAACAGCUUCCUGGGCUCCCCGCGCUUCCAUCGGCGCAAGAUGCAGGUCCCUACCGCGGAGGAGAUGUCCAGUUUGACGCCAGAGUCCUCUCCGGAGCUGGCCAAACGGUCCUGGUUCGGGAACUUCAUCUCCCUGGACAAAGAAGAGCAGAUCUUCCUCGUGCUGAAGGACAAGCCUCUCAGCAGCAUCAAAGCGGACAUCGUCCAUGCCUUCCUGUCGAUCCCCAGCCUGAGUCACAGUGUGCUGUCCCAGACCAGCUUCAGGGCCGAGUACAAGGCCAGCGGCGGCCCCUCCGUCUUCCAGAAGCCCGUCCGCUUCCAGGUGGACAUCAGCUCCUCCGAGGGCCCGGAGCCCUCCCCCCGACGGGACGGCGGCGGCGGUGGCAUCUACUCGGUCACUUUCACUCUCAUCUCUGAUGGCUGCAACGGCCGGAGCUACACCGAUCCAAAGCCAGGAGCCAGGAGCUUCUUCUGGGUCUCCCACAUGGGUGCAGGUGCCCAAGGACUUGGGCCAUCCUCCACUGCUUUCCCAGGCCACAGCAGAGAGCUGGAUCGGAAGAGGAGCAGCCGGGACUCAAACUGGCGCCCAUAUGGGAUGCCGGCGCUUCAGGCUAGGGUGUUAACCCGCUGUGCCACAGCGCUGGCCCUCUUGCCGCUACUUUAACCUUGUAAAUCAAAAGGGCAUAGCUGUGGCAUGCUGCUCCAAGAUACCAGUCCUGCCCCCGGGGCAGACAUCACCAAUCUAUCUCAGCACUUCUUCCUGGAGUUCAGCGUUAGCCUCAGGAACUUUAACUCCAGAGUGCCAGUCUGGGGCCUGGCUUCGGUUCCCAGUCCAGCCUCCGGCCAGCAGACCCUUGGACGGUGGUGAUGGCUCCAGUGCCUGGGUUCCUGCCACCCACCUUGGAGACCUGGGUUGAGUUCCCUGCUCUUGGCAUCAUCCCAGCCCAGUCGUGGCCGUGUGUGGGCAUUUGGGGGAGUGGACCAGCAUAGGGAAGAUCUGCCUGUCGCUCUGUCUCUCAAAUUGGAAAGCAAAAAAUGGCUUCAAAAAAAGAAAAAAGUUGUCACAAGAGAUGAAACCGCAGAAAUGCUCGCCUCCGUUUCGGCGCGGUCCUGAGUCUGACAGCAAGCUUGAAUGACCAGGACGCCUCUCCUCUCCUGUCCCCAGCCUUCACGUCAUGCCCGGGGACAGGCCUGCUCCGGGAGUCCAUCCCCAGAACAAGUGGUGGCUUUCAUCCCCCCCCCCCCCCAUGACUAAUAAGCAGACAUUUCUGAAUUUUGAGGUUUUUUUUUCCCCCUCAUUUACGUGUCCUACAUUUCUGGAUCCUCAGGGCCUUGAGAAACUAACGAGCACCAGCACCUAUUUGAAUAGAACCCGGGGGUAGGCAUUUGUCAAAGGGUUGAGGCGCGGCUUCGGGACACCGGUCUCACCUCCAGGUGGCUGGGUUUCCCUCCCACUCCCACUCCCUGCAGAUGCACACCCUGGGGGGCAGCAGGGAUGGCUCACGAAGCUGGGUCCCCAGCCCCCGCGUGCCAGGCCUCCAUUGAGUUCCCAGCUCCAGCCUUGGUCCCGGCCGCUGUGCACGUCUGGGGAGAGAGCCCGUGCACAGGAAGUCGCCCUGAAGUAGCUUUAGAAACCAGCUACCUGGGUUUGACGUUGUUCCUUCAGAAGCUGCACAGACACCCACCUGCAGGACAGCGGGUGGGAAAUGGAGACCGGGAGGAGGGGCCGGAUCCUACAGGCGGGGGGUC
Molecule: messenger RNA, 3457 nt
Organism: Lepus europaeus (European hare)
Lineage: Eukaryota; Metazoa; Chordata; Mammalia; Lagomorpha; Leporidae
Gene: BRSK1
Product: BR serine/threonine kinase 1
Exons: 18
Coding region: 39-2372 (777 amino acids)
Biological process (GO): microtubule cytoskeleton organization; protein phosphorylation; intracellular signal transduction
Cellular component (GO): cytoplasm
Molecular function (GO): protein serine/threonine kinase activity; ATP binding; tau-protein kinase activity
Source: RefSeq, a predicted model, not a curated record